AUGGGCCGCCGGCGCAGCCUAAGCCCGAGUCCCAGUGGGAGAGGAGGGAGAGGAGGAAAAGGCAGCGUUAGCCCUAGCCCCAACGGGAGAGGGGCCGGGAAGCGCAGCCCCAGCCCUGGUAGAGCGGAGGGGAGGCAUGAGGUCGAGAGGAGGGCUGAGCGGAAGGGGAGGGUUGUGGGAGAGGGGAUUGGGGAAGAUGUGGUAAGAGGCAGAGGGCGGUCAGAUGAUUCUGAUUCGGAAGGGUCUGAUGGGCGGGGAGAGGGGGUGAAGGGGAAUGGCGGGGAGGAGAGAGGAGGGGAAAGGAAGAGGGCCAGGCGUGGGGCUGACGAGAUGGAUGAGGGGGAGGGUGGUGUGGGAGGAGGGGCGGUUCAGAGGGGUGGUGAGGGGUUGGUUCACGGGGGUGGUGGUGAGAGAAGAGAUGGGGGUGAGAAUGAGAGAUGGAACGGGGAGAGGGAUGCAGGUGGGACCGAGCAUGGGCGUGUGGGAGGGAGUGAGAGUGGGAGUGAGAGUGAGGAGGGUCGUGGGAGUAGCAAGGAGAGGAAUGGGGGGCGGCGAGGACGAGGCGGGAGGGAGCAGAAGCAGCAGGAGGAGGAGGAAAAGGAGCAAAAGGAGAUUCGUCGACUAGAGCGCGAGCAAGGCGCGAAGGGCGGCGGGGGAGGCGGCGCGGCGUGGGAGGGCGGCGUGGAGCUGGAGGUGGCGAUCUUCCAAUUCAUGGUGGCCAACGGUCACCCGGACCGCUUCCCCACGCGCCGCGAGCUGCUCGCCGCCGGGCGGCACGACCUCGUGGCGGCUUGCCUGGCGGACGGCGGGUGGCUCAGCGCCGGCUGGGACGUGGGGGACGCGGGGGACGCGGGGACGGCGGAUGCGGGGACGGGGGGUGCGGGGAAGGGGAACGCGGGGGAAAAUGCUGCAGAGGUGGCGGAAGCAGGGGGGAAAGGGGUUGAGGAGGGAUGGUUGCAGAGAGAUGGAAUGGGGAUUGCGGGGAGGAGCGGUGGUGUUGGCGGAUGGGGGGGAAGAGAGGCGAGUGGGAGGGAUGAAAGACUUGGGAAUGGCAGGGAGGGUCAACCGGGUCAAUGGGCUGCAAGUCAACUGAGUAGCUCAGGUCAACCAGGUCAACGGGCUGGAGAUUAUCUGAGUAGCUCAAGUCAACGGAGUCAACGGCAGGUGGAAACGGUGGAUGACGGAGUGGACUCGGACUCAGGGUUUUGGUCCGCCAUGCUCUCCCCGCCCUCUCCGCCCAUUCCCCCGCGCUCUACGUCCAUCCCCCCGCUCUCCCCGCCCAUUCCCCAGCGCUCUCCGCGCGUACCUCCCCCAGGAGCGGAUAGCAGAGGGAGGGCUUGGGCAGAAGGGGGAAACGCGGAAGCGGGGGGCACACCAAGAGGGGUAGGAGGAAGUGGAGGUGGAGGAGGAGGCGGAGGAGGAGGAAUGGGGUCAGGGUCAGGAGCAGGCGUGGGAAGGCCGGACGGGAGAAGCGCUGGUAGCGUGGGGCAAGGAGCAACGAGUGGGACAACGAGCGGGGGAACGAUGGGGGCAGGGGCAGGCGCAGCGAACUGGCGAGCGGAUGUGAUGCCAGGGCUUGACACGCCCCCACAGCCCACACCUCGAUUAUUUUCAUCUGCCCGCGCCCCUGCUCCUCCUCCUCCUCCUCCUCCUCCUGCCCAGCCUCUAUCCUGGGCGCUCGAGGCUUCUCACGAGGACGCGUCCUCUUCGUCAGAGGAGGAAGAAGUAUGGUCAGCGGGGGAAGGCUGGUCAGAGGGGGAGGGAGGAAGCAGCAGCGAGUGGGAGGAGUUCUCUGCGUCAUCAGAGGAGGAGGGGGAUUCCGGUUCAGACGAGGGCAGAGGCUCGGUGUCAGGCUCAGAUGGGGACGCGAGGGCGUUUACAAGCGGGGAAAGGGGCGUGUCUGAAAGCGGGGUGAGAAUGAGCGUAUCAGAGUCAGACGGGGAGAGGAGUGUGUCUGGGAGCCGGGGAAGCACCUCAGGGUCAGACGGCGAGGGGAAGGCGUCUCCAAGUGUGGUGCAGGGCGCGCAGAUGCGCCUGUCCGCGCUCUUCCAGCAGCUGGGACUGCCCGCCAUUCAAUGGCACCCCACCGCUUCCUCUCCCCCUACCCCUACCCCCACCUCUCUCAGCGACCCCGCCUCUACCUCUACCUCUACCUCUAUGGGCGAUCGCACUGCAAGAGCGCCAACAAACCCUGCUGCAAUCCCUUUGGGCGAUUCCGGUGCAGGGGCUCUAGGCAAUCCCGGUGCCGGCUCUCUGGUUGACCCUGGUGCAAGCGAACCAGGCAGUGCGCGAGAGGGCCAGGAGAGGGGGUAUGGGGUUCAGGGGAGCAAGCGUGGGGGCAAUGGGAGCAGGCAGCAGGACAGGGUGCGGGGCGGGGAGGAGAGUGGGAGCGAGAGUGAGGGGGUGAGUGAUGGUGAGGGGAGUGGAGCCUUCUCUGAGUGGGAAGAGGAGGAAAGUGGAGGAGGAGUCUCUCCCACUCGACAGCAGCUGCAGGCGUUUUCAAUAGCGGCAGGGCAGGCGGGCAUCAUGCCCACGCAGGAGCAGCUAAAGCUCGCAGGGCGAGGGAAAAUUCCUCACUUCUGGCCUCCCUCAUUCCUUCCUUUCCCGCCCUCCCAGCCCUGCUGCUCAGCGGGAGCAGCUGCAGGCGUUCUCAGCCGCAGCAGGGCAGGCGGGCAUCAUGCCGAAACAGGAGCAGCUGAAGCACGUGGGGCGAGGGGAAAUCCUCAGGUUCUCACUUCUGUCCCCCUCCAUUCCUCCAUUCUCUCCCCUCCCAGCCCUGCUACCCUGCGGCAGCAGCUGCAGGCGUUCUCAGUGGCAGCGGGGCAGGCGGGCAUCAUGCCGACUCAGGAGCAGCUCAGACAAGCGGGGCGGGGGGACCUGGCCGCCGCACUCAGGCAGCUGGCAAGGGAGCAGGCGGGGGGAGAGGCAUGGCGGGACGGGGAGGGGCGGGCAAAGGAAGGGGAGGAGGGGGUGCAACGGGGGCGGAAGGGGGCAGAGGAGACGGCGGUUACAGGGACGGGGCCAGGGCAGGAAAUGCAGGGGAUUGAGGGGAUGGGGGGAAUGAGGGGAGUGGGGGGAGUGGGCGGAGAAGGAGGAGGGAGGGGUGAAGCAGCACCUACAGCAGGGCGGGGGGCAGCAGAGGGCGCAGGAGGGGACGAAGGGGGGCGAGGAGGGACGGCGGGGAGGGGCAUGGGGUGGAGUGCGGUGGCGAGGUUGAUGGGGCUGGGCAGGCGGAGGAGGGGGCGGGCAGCAGGGGGGGCGGAGGGGAAGGGAGGCGGCGGGCGUGGGGAGGGGGUGGAUGAGGGCGAGGGUGGGAGUGAGGGGGACGGUGUGGCUGGGGGUGGGGCGGGGGCUGUUCCGGAGGAAUCGGUUGUCAUGAGCAGUCCUGUUAAGCCGCGGAGACCAGUGGGGCGCCCUAGAAAAACCCCGCCAGCGAAUAAGGGGCGAGCAGAGAAGGCAGGGAGGGAGGCAGAACAGGAGCCUGGUGUGGGGCCAAGCAUUGGUGGAGGGGGCGUUGGGGGGGCCACGGGGAAGGACGUGGGGGAGAAGGGGAGCAGAGAGGAGACGGAGGAUGAGGAGAAGAGGAGGAGAAUGGAUGAUGGGAGUGUGGAGGAGGGGGGAGUGGUCGAGGGGAGUGUGGGAGAGGGGAGGGUGGUAGUGGGGAGGUUGGGGGGAGCGAGGGUGGUGGAGGGGAGCGUGGGGAAUUUGGACGGCUUUGAUGCAGCGCUGAGUGCCAGCCUGGCGAAUCUGAUGGCGUUCAGAAAGCGGCUGGAGGGGUUGGAAGCUGGCGCUGGUGGCAUAGCUGCUGCUGCAGGGGCUGGUGCAGGGACUGGUGCAGGGGCAGCUGCGGGGACAGCUGCUGGGACAGCUGCGGGGACAGCUGCGGGGACAGCUGCGGGGACUGGUGCAGCUCGAGAGCCCUCCCAGGACCAGAUAACACCUCUCCCUCCCCAAGCUCAGAUAGAGCCUGCCUCCCAGGCCCAGGCAGCAGGUGGCGUGCAAGAGGAGGUGGUGCCUUCCCCAGAUGAGCCUGCUGUGAGGAAGAGGAGGCGGAGGGUGGGGAGGAAAGGGACCCCUGCCACUUUUGCCACUCGUGGUUCCGUCUCUUCUGCAACAGAGGAGCCAGGGAUCACAGCAGGGGCGGCAGCAGAAGCAGACGCAGCACGUGAGGCACCAUUACCACCGCCAGAACCAGCAGCAGCAGCAGCAGCAGCAGCAGACGCAGACAAGACAGGGCCUUUACCGACAGACUCGCAACAGCCAUCAGAAAACAGACCACAGAGCAAGGAACCUUCCUCGCCACCAGUGCGCAAGUUCCGGUUACCACCUCCCCCUGCUGCGCCAGUUGUGCCUCCCCCAGCUGCCGCCUUCCUCAGGCGCGACCCGGAUGAGCUGGCAGGGGUGACGGGGCGCAUCCGAUCCCUCGAGCAAUCGCUGGCCGCCACGCGUGCGGCGCUGAGGCAGGGGAGGGAGGCGCUGAGUAGGCGAGAUGCUGAGCUGGAACAGGUCAGUGCUGAGGUGGAACAGGUCAGUGUUGAGGUGGACUGGACAGGGUGGCUGAGUGGUUCUUUGUUUUCCUAUCAACUGACAGACUCUCUGGAGUUCCAGGAGAAUGCGCAGUCGCACCAUGGGCGAGCUGCUGCGGCUGACAGACUCGUUGGAAUGCGCAGUCGCACCAUGGGCGAGCUGCUGCGGCUGACAGACUCUCUGGAGUUUCGGGAGAGUGAGAUGCUGCGCACGCGAGCAGAGCUGCGCUCCACUCGCGCUGAGGUCUCAGCCCUCGAAGGCAGAUUCGCCACCGAAUUCAGGGAGACGAGGCGCGUGUUGGAGGAGAAGGAUCAGCAGCUGGGGGAGCUGCAGCUGAGGCCCACUCGAGUGGUGUGGCCCAACCCCGGCAAUGAAGUGCUUCUCACCGGCUCCUUCAAUGGCUGGACCAACCGGAUCAAAAUGGUCAAGUCAAAUGCGGGGGUGUUCGUAACAACUCUUCAUCUGUACCCCGGACAAUACGAG
This is a messenger RNA of Closterium sp. Naga37s-1, 5010 nucleotides long. Lineage: Eukaryota; Viridiplantae; Streptophyta; Zygnematophyceae; Desmidiales; Closteriaceae. The record is from the annotation of a GenBank genome assembly.